GAGGGGCGGCAGAGGGGGGGGUCUUUAGCACAAUAAUUCGUGCAAGUCUGACCAUUGUGAACCACGCCGGAAUGACAUCCUGACUGCCGCCACCUCCGGGACUAGAGCCUAACGAGGCGGGCGCCCGGCGCAGCUUAGCACUGCUGGAUAUUGGCCUUUCUUUGCCUGGGCAGCUCCUACGGUAGCACCGCCACUAGGCGCAAUAUACACGUGAAAGAGCAGCCGGCCGUUUGCAAGUGAAGCGGCAGUAAUAAAGGCACCCCGAAGCUGCUGCCUGCCUGCCUCGUCGGUUGCAGCUUAGAAGAGCAUCCACUCGGCGCGCUCGCUCGCGCUCCCUUCUUCGCCAGCAGACGCGCGAGGGCUGGCGAGCGCCUUGCGCGGCUCUUGGGCAGAGGAGGGGGAGGGAUUGACUGUGCAUUGCUGCUGCAGCAACGCUCAGACGCUCCUCCAGUCCUCCUAUAGGGGGAACGUGGAGUGGAGACAGCCGCGGCAACAGCGCACGUACCCCAGAUUCCCCCUGGUCAGAGAUCGAGGCUCGCUGGGCUGAAGCUACAGACAAGGCGAGCGAGAGAGGAGGACACCGCCAAGGAAGUCAUCGCCCUGCAAAGCUCCCGCGUUGCAGCCUCGUCGGGUUCAGGUAGCCAUGAGUGGCAGCAGCAACACUCUCUGGAUAUUGAGUAUGGCUUGGGCACUGACCGUGCUCUGGGCAGGUGCUAAGGGCAUGGAGGGUCACUGCCUGCCUGGAGGAAAACACAAAGCCAGUCCAAGCCCAGAAGGCCAGCUGGGUGUCUGCCAGCUUUAUGCAGAGAAUGCCUGCUGCUCAUCAGAAGUCACCCAAGACCUUUCCAAAGCCAAUGACAUCUACUGGAACCGCUGUGGGAGCCUCAGCAGAAGAUGUGAGGAGCACUUGCAGCAGCUGGAGUGUUUCUACCUCUGCUCCCCGAUUGCUGCCCAGUGGCCCCAUCCUCAGAGACCUACAGCUGUGCGGGCCGUGCCACUCUGCGAGAGUUUCUGUAACCAAUGGUAUGAGGCUUGCAAGGAAGACCUAACCUGUGCUCGGAACUGGCUUACUGAUUGGCGAUGGGGGCCUGAUGGGAACAACUGCAGUCAGGAUUGUAUCUCGUAUGGCCAGAUGUACAGGGAUGGGAAGGAGCUCUGCAAGACCAUCUGGGACGACUCUUUCACAGUAAGCAAGGAUCCCUGUGAGUGCCUGACACUGACCACCUCCGACCCACCCUUUUCAGCCUAUUCCCAUCUUGUAGAUAGUGACAGCAUUGAGGAACCCGACACUACCAAGGAGCGUCGCAAAAGAGAAGGCCGCAUUGGCCCUAGGGGGCUCUGCACAGGCCACCCGCUAAUUCAACGCCUGAGAAGGAACAUGCAGAAGCGUUCAGUCUUCAUGGAAGAUGCAGAAGGGAGUGGGAGUGGGUUCUGAUCCCACACAGCCACCUUUCCAGGGGAAAAUAACCCCCUCCCCUGUGAUUGCCUGGGGCUUGUGUGUGUGUGUGUGUGUGUGGUGGGUGGGGGGUAAUCACUUGUGAUCUAUGCAAAUCCAUCACAUCCCAUGUUACCAGCUUCUUGCCAUCUUGUAUAGCUCUCUGCAAUUUGCUCACAGCAUAGGAAACAGAUCUGGCAUCAUAGCAGGGCUCUGAGUCCCAUGCCUUAGAAGUAGAGCUUACCCUAACAGGGCACCUUAAUCUCCCAUAAACCCACCUGUGGCCAGUGUAUUCUCCAGGUUUGUACAGCUGGAAAGACAGAGGAAGACAGUAGUUUAACUGGUAAUGUCUUCACUCCCAACACCCUGCCUUCCCUUCUAACUAGUGCUUCUCUAAGUCCCUUUAAUUGCUGGCCCUACUUGUCCUUAAUCAGAUUCCUCUCUAUUGCGGAAAGGGAGUGGAGAUGGUAGGCUCUGGUAAAGGAGAUUGCUAGAAGCUGCAUGGACUGAGGAGGGAAAUAGGUGAAAUAAUCCACACUGAAAAGGUGUUGAGCCCUACUGUUCUAGCUAUAAUUAGGGAUGUGCACGGAACUGGUUCGGAGGCCCUUUAUGGGCCUCCAAACCGGUUCGAAAGACCUGUGGUUCGGCCAGUUCAGGGGUGGAGGAGAUAACUUUAAGGACUCGGGAGGGUGCUCUUACAUCCCCGCCAUGUUUCCCCCACCGGCGUGGUUAUCAAAGACAGUCCCACUGGAGCAGCAGCAUACCUCCUUGCCGCCCUGGUACGCUGCAGACCAGAAGCGGCUGUGGCACGUGCGCACUUUGCAACGUGCACACAAGCGAGUGUGACAUGCGCAUGCGCAGUGGCCACUACUGGUCUGUGACGUACCGGGGUGGCAAGGAGGUAUGCUGCUGCCCCAGCGGGACUGUUUUUGAGAACCACGCUGGUGGCCGGGGACACGCCGGGGUGGUGGUGGUGAAGAGCACCCUCCCCAGUCCUUCAAGUUAUCCCCCCUGUACCUUUGAACCGGCAGUUGCUGGUUCCAUACACAUCCCUAGCCACUAUUGCCUGUAGGACUGAGCUAAAAUGAAGAUCCUUCACUGGUUGAGCUCAAUAUGAAUACUAUAAGCAAUCGCAAAACCACUAGCCAGUCGCUGGGGUUAGAGAGCUCCAUGGGUGACUUGCACCCAUACAGGCACAGGCCAGACCAGCUGCAGUUACUAGGGGACCAAUAGUCUACUAGAGGACUACUUGGUUCCCUAAUAAGAAGGUGUAGGGCGUGAGCUGUCCUAUUAAUUAUUACUUUUAAUAGUAAUAGGGCGUGAGCUGCCCUGAGAUUGGCUUAUGCCUGGUAGUAGCUGUAGUUUUUAUGCAGCCAAAAACAUGGGGGAAAGGGGGAAUACAUGCAAUCGGUGUGAAUAGACUUGGGCUGAUUAUAACUACAGAAUAAUAAUGCAAAUGUGUCAGCAAAAAAUAAAGUGUCAAGUAUUCUAUAUGGGAUGCAUAACAUGCAGUGAAAAGUGGUCAGUGCCAUGCAGUUUAUCCGAACAGAACAGGAGGCUGUAGUCCAAAAGAAAAAGUAUUCUCGUGGGGGCAAGGGGAGAGCCCCAAGCGCCCUUCCUAUAUGCAACAGUCCAUGAACUUUGCCAAAUCAACCCUUGUGUAGACUUGCAUAUAAGUACUGUGUAUAAAUUCCUUUUGGAAUAGCCUCUAUCCAAAAUAGACCCAUCCUGCUUUAUCAGUCACCCUCUUGUGUUCUUGCUUAUUCACCCUUAGUUGUGUUUGCUGCAAAUGACACAUUGAGCCAAUUCAUCAACCUAUCAAUACUUUAGGGGUGGGGGAAAUAAAUAUAUAUACACAUC
Molecule: messenger RNA, 3295 nt
Organism: Hemicordylus capensis (graceful crag lizard)
Lineage: Eukaryota; Metazoa; Chordata; Lepidosauria; Squamata; Cordylidae
Gene: RTBDN
Product: retbindin
Exons: 6
Coding region: 644-1435 (263 amino acids)
Cellular component (GO): external side of plasma membrane
Molecular function (GO): riboflavin transmembrane transporter activity; signaling receptor activity; riboflavin binding
Source: RefSeq, a predicted model, not a curated record